Molecule: messenger RNA, 3859 nt
Organism: Dermochelys coriacea (leatherback sea turtle)
Lineage: Eukaryota; Metazoa; Chordata; Testudines; Dermochelyidae
Gene: KLF7
Product: Kruppel like factor 7
Exons: 4
Coding region: 1379-2272 (297 amino acids)
Biological process (GO): regulation of transcription by RNA polymerase II
Molecular function (GO): DNA-binding transcription factor activity, RNA polymerase II-specific; RNA polymerase II cis-regulatory region sequence-specific DNA binding
Source: RefSeq, a predicted model, not a curated record
CAGCUGGGGAGCAGCACCGUAGAUGUCGCUAGAUCUGCGGGACAGGGUUAACCAGAGAGCCGGGAUUUAGCUGCCUGCUUUUCUUCUCUGGUGACACCGGACGCCUCUCCUCCGCUCUCUGCCCCCGGCUCUCCCCUUGCCCCAGGAAAAGAUCCCGCCCCCCCCCCCCCACCGUGGCACGUGCAGAGAAGUGCUGCUAGCCCCCCCCCGGGACAAGGCAUCUAACUAAAAGAAACCAGCUCCUACUUCCUUCGCCGCAGGCAGCUUUGCCCUCCCCUCCCGCCUGCGCCUGGUAUUUUAAGAGCAGCGUUUUCCGGCUGACAACGCGCCAUAACGAGCAAGUCCCCGAAACAUCUGGGUGCUUUGGCCAUUAAGGCGCCACGCCAGGCUGCGGACUGCAGAGCCCCCGUGCAGCCUUUGUGGGGCGGCUGCGGGUCCCCGUGUGUGCCCGCGGCUUGCCUAGCUCGCUUGGGAGCCGGGCUCCGACCUGCCGCCUCUCUUCGCGGGCUGCCCAAAGCCAGGGCCCCCGGCUCGCCCUCGCCCUCGCCCUCGCGCCCGCUCCCAUCCCCGGGCGGGCGCGCGCAGCCGUGCGCCCCUUAUAUAGCCCUCUAAAAAUAGCUCGCCUUACGCUGCCUUGUAAGGCAGCGGGGAGAUCAACCCCCGUCCAAUCCGCGUGGCCCUUCCGUGCCAGGCUCCGCCUCCGCCCCUUCUCCGUGGGCCUCAUUGGGCUUCAGUGACUUCAUGGGCUCCCCCCCCCUCCCCACCCCCUCUUCGCCUUACAUGGUCACGCGUUGUCUUAAUGGACAGCUUCCUUCAAGAGCUGACGGCUGCGCGGAGAAAAGAUGGGAGGGGAGGGGGACGAAGAGAAGGGGGGGGCUCUGAGCUUGCAGGAUUGAGGGGGGGGGGGGAUUGGCUUUGAAAGGGGGGGGCAAUGGGGGCUGAGAAAAAAAGCGAUCGCGAGAAAAAAAAAAUGCAACCUCCCAAAAAUAAAGAGCAAAGAUUGCAUUGAGCAGCGAGCAGCAAUGCAGAAAUAGAUGGCAGUUUCGUGUCAGGGAGUUUGCAUUCCCCCUUCCUGGUCCAAGAAGUGGAGUGAUUAGACCCCUGGAAGGGACUUGCAUUUACUACAAGUGGAAGAGUCCCCCCGCUUUUGCUGGCUGCUGUUUGCACUGUACAUAUUGGGUGCACCUAGCCAUUCUCACUGGGGUUUUUUUUCCUCCCCUUUCUUUCCUGAAUUGAUUUUUUUUUACAGUGUGACCGAAACAAAACAAAACAAAAAAAGGGACAUUGGAUCUAUUGUUGUUUUUUAUGAUCAAAAACAAAACCCCACCACAAACAAACAAACACAAAACAAAACAAAAGGGUUUUGCUCAGCAGCAGCAUGGAUGUGUUGGCUAGUUAUAGUAUAUUCCAGGAACUACAGCUUGUCCACGACACCGGCUACUUCUCAGCUUUGCCAUCCUUGGAGGAAAACUGGCAGCAGACAUGCCUUGAGUUGGAACGUUAUCUUCAGACGGAGCCAAGGAAGAUCUCAGAGAACUUUGGCGAGGAUUUGGACUGUUUCCUUCACACCUCCUCUCCUCCAGGCUCAGAGGACAGUAUCCGACGGCUGGACCCCAUCCUGUUGCCAGUGGAGACGAGUACAUGCGACAAAAGCACCAACAUGGACCUUAUCCUCUCACGAGACAAACUGCUGUCUGCAACGUGCCUCAGCUUGCAGCCCACCAGCUCUUCCGUAGAGGGUUACGCCGCUGUCAACCAGGCCCAACUCAACGCAGUGACCUCAUUAACGCCCCCUUCCUCUCCUGAGCUCAGCCGCCAUCUGGUAAAAACCCCACAAACUCUCUCCGCUGUAGACGGCACGGUGACGUUGAAAUUGGUGGCCAAGAAGGCAUCGCUCAGCUCAGUCAAGGUGGGAGUGGCAGCGGUGGCAGCAGCAGGCACGAUAAAGAGCGGGCAGAAUGACGGUGAGCAAGGAGGGGCAGGGGCCGAGGCAUCCCCGGAAAACAAGAAGAGGGUUCAUCGCUGUCAGUUUAACGGGUGCCGGAAGGUUUAUACAAAGAGCUCCCACUUAAAGGCUCAUCAGAGGACUCACACAGGUGAGAAGCCUUACAAGUGCUCAUGGGAGGGGUGCGAGUGGCGUUUUGCACGAAGCGACGAGCUCACGAGGCACUACAGGAAACACACAGGGGCAAAACCCUUUAAAUGCAACCAUUGUGACAGGUGUUUUUCCAGGUCUGACCAUCUUGCCCUCCACAUGAAGAGGCACAUCUAAGUACCUAAAAUCCAUCAGCAUGGCAUAGAUGUCAGCUGAGCUAAAAGACAUGGCAUGAAGGGUGGAACUCAGUUAUAACCCGCUGCCUUGCGGAAGAAGAGAACUUGAUCACAUGUAAACCUCUGUACACAGACCACACACUCACACUGUCAUGCACCCAACUAUACUUAAAUACAUACAUCUGUUCUUUAUGCCUUGCCCCAGCUGGAUGGAAGAAGGUGCAGGAGAGGAGAUGGUGAAGUCAGUAAGAUAGAAUAAUUGCUUACAGACUUCAUCACCCAUGGAUUUGUUUCCAGCUAUUGCCAGUAGAAAUCAAAGUAAAAUGGAAGAGGCUUCUCUGCAGGUGGACAGCAAGUAGGAGGGGCUUAUUUAACUCGCUUCUCAAUGCAACUCCAUAGGAGAAUAUGUCGUCUUGAAGUUGCAUAUUUGUAGCACUAACUUUUCUUUUUAAAUAGAUGGGAGGGCGGGGGGAAUAAUGACCUAGAAAACCAAAUCCCAGUUUGGUAGCCAAAAUUAACCUCUUGGUUCCUUUGUUCUUUGUCUGAGAAUUCCUAAUGCUUGACACGUCAAACUUCUCACAGACACUUUGAUCUGUCUUGGUUUUGGUUCUUCCUAGAACUGAGCUAUUAGAUCAUUUUAAGUCAAUACCAAUGGCCUUAAUGGUAGUUGACUGUGGAGUGACACCUGUGACAUAUACAUCAUCUGUUUGGCCUGAGUUUAUGUAGACUUCAUGGAGGACGAUAUUUUUGUUUGGGUAUUUUUGUGUUAACUUUUUUUUGGCUAUUGCAUGCCCUAUGCACUGGUAGGGAUUAUGGAAGCUGCUGGCAUGACUGAAAAGCGGCCAAAGGAAGAGUCCCUGAAACACCACGUUAUAUCUCCAUAGGCAUCACCUUAUUGCCAUAGCUAGGACUUCUUGUUUGUCUAAUGAAAAUUUGAAAAGCUCAUGUGGAAGCUUAGACAUUUUAUCUUUUCUCCACGAACAAGUGAUCUUUAGAACUCCUUCUCUUCACCUGCUUAUCUGUCUUGGACUGGACAAUCAGGCAUGACGACAGAUUUCCUUCAGCACCAUGUGAGCAUGUUGGCUACAAUCCACAGUGAUUGACAAAUUGUGUUGCGUAUUCUUGUUAUUCUAUUGACCAGUUUAAAACAUUGACUUUUAUUUGUUGAAAGAGCACCUGCAAACAUUUAUUUUCUAAGCCUAACUUUUGGUUAAGCAUCUUACAAAAAAAAAAAAAAAAAGCCAAAAAUACUACUCCAGUCCCAGAGUGAGAACCUCUUCCAAAUAAAGUGGCUUCAUUCAGCAUUAAUCUUUUAAAGGAAAGAUCACAGUCCUCCUUUCCCAUUCAUCAAGGUGAUGGUAUAGCCCUUGGAUAUAAAAAAAAAUUGUAAGAAUAUUUAAAGAGUGAAUGAAGGGUUGGCUUUUGUGCACAGCACUGAGGAUUUUUCAAGCGAUCGGUCUAAAGUAUUGGUAGCAUGGGUCCUAUUCAACCUUCUGUACCAUCCAGGAUCAAUGGAAGCCUCAUGCUCACCCUUGAAUCCUGUAGAUAAUUUGACCGUCUUGGCUCAAAGUGGACUAAAUUUCUUGUU